This is a messenger RNA of Prunus avium (sweet cherry), 952 nucleotides long. RefSeq names its product transcription factor IIIB. NCBI's taxonomy places the organism in Eukaryota, Viridiplantae, Streptophyta, Magnoliopsida, Rosales, Rosaceae. The record is from RefSeq and is a predicted model, not a curated record.
AAAAUAUGACCAAUCUAUCUAGUGUCUUAAAAUGAAAACUACCAAAAAUAAAAAGGAGUUGUUUGGAUAUACUAGUCUACCCAACCCCGAUCUGCAUAACGCUAAGACUUGUUAUAACCCACAGCAGAACAUCUUUCCAUAGACGGCAAAACAAAGCCCCACUCCGUUCACUGUCAAUCCCAGCCCCAACCGGCUCAAGCAGCCAACAUUUCCAUCGAAGCAAGCCAUUGUUGAUUGUUCCCGCGUGUAGAGAAAACGGAGCGUUUUAGCUGAAAUCGAAGCGUUUCAAGGUGGAUGAGAAGGUGAGAAAGAAUGAACAAGCUGAUUGAAUUUGGAAGGAAAGCUCUAUUCUAUGCGAGGGUUCUUUCGGGCUACGAAGAACGGAGAAUCCGAUCGUUUCGGUUGGAGGUUGAAAAGCGUCUGAAAGAGGCAAAUGAGCGGAAGUUAGCCAUAAGAAAGAUCCCUGAGCAAACAAUUUUGUCGGAGGUUCGUCGUAUGGUUGAGGAGAUGAAAACUUUAAAUAGGAAGCUGGAAGAAACGGAAGCUGCUAUUGAAGAGUACUUCAAGCCGAUCGACAAGGAGGCUGAGAUGAUAAUGAAAACGCAACUUGAAGGAGAGGAGAGGACAAUGAAGGAGAUGAUGAAAGCCAUGCAUCAACAGGCGUUGCUUGAGAAAGCUGAAGCGGAGAAAACAGCAGCAGCACAAAAUUUGGAAACAAACCAGAAGAACCAAGACUCAAGACCCAAGACCCAACAUCUGCCACUGCCCCCAUGAAAGCUUAGGUGAGAUGAUUUUGUAAUAAGUAAUAAUGUAGCUUUAGGAUUAUUCCUGUAAGAGCAUUAUCAGUUUUGGCUGUUUCAUUAACCGUGCUUUGAUAUGAGUAUAAAAAGAAGUGCUUAGUGUACUACAAGUUCUACUACAUUGACUUGGCUAUGAAGUAUUUGAUUGUUUA